This is a messenger RNA of Symbiodinium sp. CCMP2456, 1035 nucleotides long. The record is from the annotation of a GenBank genome assembly. NCBI's taxonomy places the organism in Eukaryota, Dinophyceae, Suessiales, Symbiodiniaceae.
AUGGAUGCUGACGUUCCUGCUAUUCCUGUGGUAGAAGUUGUGCCUCCACGAUUUGACGUAGAGACGGAAAAGCACCUGCUGUCUGACUACCUGGAAGAGCAUGGAUAUGCAGUAGUGGCAAGUGUUGCUGAUGAUGCAGAGUUAGCGACAGCUCGGUCCUUGAUGUGGGAUUUCCUCGAGGCCUUGCCGUGCACACGGGUACGGCGUGACGAUGUGCGGACGUGGGACGAUAAGUAUGACUGGAUUCCGAAUCCUGCCAACGGGAUCGUCCACGGUUUCGGAUUUGGCCAGUCAGACUUCAUGUGGCAUUUGCGGCUGCUGCCACGUGUCAAGGCGGCUUUCGCGGCAAUUUGGAGCACCGACGAUCUGCUGGUGUCCUUUGACGGUGGAAAUAUUUUUCGGCCGUGGAAAUACAAAAGGUCAUGGCUGACAUCAGGAGGUUGGUAUCACUGCGACCAGAACGCACGGUUCAAGGACAGCCAGGGCAAAGUUUGCAUACAGGGGCUUGUCACUCUUUUCGACGCCGCUGCGGAUACCGGUGGCCUUGUCGUCAUUCCUGGCAGCCACCGCCACCAUGAAGAAAUCUGCAGGCGGAGUGCUUUGGCAAAGCGGAGUGGUGACUUUGUGCCCAUUGCAGUAGACGAUCCGAUCUUGAGCCAGGGCGGCGUGCUGCUGCGUGCCCAAGCGGGCGACUUGUUGUUGUGGGAUUCGCGCACAGUUCACUGCAACACACCGGCUCUGACAGCUUUGCAGGACGCUUGGAUCGAAAGCACACCUCCGCAAGAAGGUUGGCAACCCAUUCGCCAGGUGGGUUAUGUUUGUAUGACGCCGCGCAAGUUUGCAUCAGCCGAUGUGAUCGAAAAACGGAAGGAUGCUUUCGUUAACAACGGUAGCACGAGUCACUGGCCCCACAAGUUUGUGUCUGGGGGACCUGCGUUGCCGAGCACAACGCAAAAAGACCCAGAGACGAUCUCCAAGGAGCAGCGGUUGCUGAUCGGCUACGAUAGACAGACUUCUCGAUGUGUUGUACAGUGA